AUGUCAAGAAUCGCGGUGCUUAAAAAUGUUUCUGCCAUGCAUACUCCAUUCUUAAAUGCUUCAAGGUUGUUCUCUACCACAAGAUACUCGUUGACUGACUCCAAUACAGUCGAAACCCACUCUCACUCACAUGCGCCGGAACAAGCACCUGUUGAAUCAGAGCAACUUCAAGAAGUGGAUGAAUUUAUGGUGUUUCCAGAUAUUAGAGACAUCUUGCCAACAGAUUUAGUAGGUUCAAAAGUUUUCAAUUCAAAGCAAUAUUUCAUUGAAAGGUCGGCCACUGGUAAUUUACCAAUAUACUCUGAAUACAAAAAAGCUGGACAUGUGGCAUACACAGAGAUAAGAAAAAUACAUGGUAAUGUUCUUCAAUUUAGAAAAGAAUUACAAAACGCAGUGCCUUCCAUAGAUCCAGAUUCAUUCAGUAUAAGACAACAAGCUAAUAAAUUGAUAAUAAAAGGUAAUCAUACAGAUCUUUUGAAGAAACUAUUGUCAACUAAGUUUUGA
This is a messenger RNA of Tetrapisispora phaffii CBS 4417, 504 nucleotides long. It is a transcript of the gene IMG2, whose product is annotated as mitochondrial 54S ribosomal protein mL49. Gene Ontology annotation, cellular component: ribosome; mitochondrial large ribosomal subunit. Gene Ontology annotation, molecular function: structural constituent of ribosome. Gene Ontology annotation, biological process: translation. NCBI's taxonomy places the organism in Eukaryota, Fungi, Ascomycota, Saccharomycetes, Saccharomycetales, Saccharomycetaceae. The transcript has a single exon. The coding region runs from base 1 to 504 and encodes 167 amino acids. The record is from RefSeq and is a predicted model, not a curated record.